CGCCGCGCAGUGAUGCAGAGCCAUGUGCGCCAAUGUGUACCACACUUUGGAGGAGAGCAGUGGUUAUUUUUGUUCCUCGUCUGUUCCAGAUUCUGUACACUGGGAAAUAUGUUGCAGAAUUUUGCUUGAUGGCAUUUAAAAGCUCCUUAUAGAUGAAAGCGAGAUGGAACAGAAGUAAUGAGAGAAAAACAGCAAGUAAAUACGUCCCAAACAGAGCCGGAGAGAACAAAACCAGCUGAAACUGGACAGAAGAGGAAACAAGAGGCUGAAAGGAGUGAGAGAGUGAGGGAGAGGAUGAAGAGAGGACUAGAGAUGACUGAAAAAAAACCACAUUCAGCAGCCUCUCCGGAUGGCGGAUGGGGCUGGAUGAUCGUGGCUGGAUGUUUCCUCACCACCGUUUGCACACGUGCGGUCACUAGGUGUGUUUCCAUCUUUUUUGUGGAAUUCCAGUCAUACUUUUCCAGAGAUUAUUCUGCAACUGCAUGGAUACAUUCUCUGCUGGACUGCACUACAAUGUUGUGUGCACCACUGGGAAGUUAUAUUGGGAACCGCCUCUCUUCUCGUAUAGCUGUCAUGAUUGGUGGACUUCUUUCCUCUGCUGGUCUGGUGCUCAGCUCACUGGCCACUAGCGUAGAGUUCCUGUAUCUUACACUGGGUGUUCUUACAGGUGUAGGAUUUGCUCUCAGCUACACUCCUGCAAUCGCCAUGGUGGGUUCUUACUUCAGCGAGAGAAAAGCGCUGGCUUACGGGAUCGCCAUGUCAGGCAGCGGCAUUGGAACCUUCAUACUAGCACCGGCUGUGCAACUCCUCAUUGAGUUCUUCUCCUGGAGGGGUGCGCUGCUCAUUCUGGGGGGUUUGGUGUCUCACCUGUGUGUCUGUGGAGCCCUUAUGAGGCCUUUGGAAGGCCAAAGAGGGAGGCAGAAGGAGAUGGACUUGGAGGGUAACAAAAAGGUUGAUUUACUGAAUCUAAAACUUGAUGGAGUCCUCGAUGUUGAAUUGAGUGCACAGGAACAGAGAUCAGUGGAGGUAAAACAUAUGGAUACAGAUAAAAUGAUGAAAGACAGAGGGGGGGGGGAACAAGCUGACAAUAUGCCAUGGGAUGGAAAAGAACAGAUGGAGGCAGACUUAUGGCCCUCUGAUGCAAAGCAUACACACUCCGAUGAGGAGCUAAACCAUAGACAGGAUCUCUCUGAAAACUCAGAGACUGUGAACGGAAGCGCAGAUGAAUGGAACAUCUCAGUCCCAACUUUAAUACAAUCAGAUGACUUGCCAGCUAUCCCAGAAUCAAAACCCGAAGCAAACGCUAACCACACCAUUCUGGCACAAUCAAAGGUGUUAAACACAAACAUACUGAAGGAGUCCAAGGAAAAUGUAUCGUCUAUCAUAAGGAAACCUGUAUUGAGAGAAUAUUCCUUCCUGUUGAUACCAGACUUCCUGUUGCUGUUGGUGUCCUUCCUGUUCCUUGCAUAUGGUUGCAGUGUGCCAUUUGUGUAUCUUGUACCAUAUUCACUGAGUGCAGGCGUCAGCCCUCAACAGGCAGCAUUACUCAUGUCCAUACUUGGAGUGUCAGGGAUUGUCGGAACUAUCACUUUCGGAUGGAUUGCUGAUAGAAAGUGUUUGAGGCCAUAUAGGGUGGUGAGUUACAUGCUGGCUGUGGGGUCGGAAGGGCUGAGCUGUCUCUUUCUGCCUCUGCUGAGUGGUUUUUCCCUCCUCGUCCCCUUUUCUCUCAUCUACGGCUACUUUGACGGAGCUUACGUGGCACUUAUUCCUGUGGUGACCUCUGAUACUGUCAGCUCCACCCAACUGACCUCAGCUCUGGGAGUUGUUUACUUCCUCCACGCCAUCCCCUACCUCAUCAGCCCACCUAUUGGAGGUUGGCUAGUGGAUCAGACAGGCUCCUACACAUCUACAUUCUUCCUCAGUGGAGUCUCUCUGAUCUGCAGUGCUGUGAUUCUGGCUGCUGUGAGAGUGAUCAUCCGCUGCACUAGAGGGAGCUCUUGCUUAAACUGACUCACAACCAGGUACAGGAGAUUUCUAAAGCAGUAGAAAAGUACAGCAAUAUUGCUGUCAAGAAACAUGAAAGUGCCUCCUCUGGAAUUA
This is a messenger RNA of Rhinichthys klamathensis goyatoka, 2100 nucleotides long. RefSeq names its product solute carrier family 16 member 12a (gene slc16a12a). The transcript is spliced from 7 exons. Gene Ontology annotation, molecular function: monocarboxylic acid transmembrane transporter activity. The record is from RefSeq and is a predicted model, not a curated record. Lineage: Eukaryota; Metazoa; Chordata; Actinopteri; Cypriniformes; Leuciscidae. Gene Ontology annotation, biological process: transmembrane transport; monocarboxylic acid transport. Bases 178 to 2010 code for a protein of 610 amino acids.